AUUUCACCCCAUUCAUUUCACUUCAUCUCAUUUCAAUUCAUUUCACUUCAUGUCAUGCCAUGUUUCAUAUUAAUCAGUUUAAUUUCAUUUCAUAAUAUCAUAUUUCAUAAAAAAAUAUAUUACAAAAGAUUAGGCUGUAUGGUGUGAUACCUUUUUACCUUUCUAUUUGGAAAAAUAAAACUACUACUACUAAAAUAAUGACGUUUGACAGUUUUGUUUCAGAACGAACGCCUCGUCAGCCAAUAUUAGCCAUUAUUCCGUUCGCGGCAGCCAUCAUUGAUCUUGUUGAACAGAAAAAUGGCGAAAGUCAGAAUUGCCGCCGUCGUCACAUGUAUGCCGGUUAAAUUGCAAAAAACUGAUGUCAGUUACUUAAUGUUUACUCGUACUAUUCCAUAAGUUUAAGGAUCAGGCGAUCAUAAAAUAGCUGCACACGUUUAAUAGCAGUUCCCAGCGUAGCAUUCGAUGUCAGCGGUUCCUAGAAAAAGAUGGCUAAAUUCGAUUCAUCGAUCACAGAUGAGUAACACGUGUGGAAAAUACAAAAAUACCGAAUGAGAAGAGUUGGUGGCGUGGUCGAGAGAACUGUUUCCUUGUUCCGGCAACGCGGUGCUCCCAACCAAUGACCGAGUUCGUCGAAGGCUGGGUUGUCGCGCAGGUGCUUGGUGAAGGCGCCUAUGGAGAGGUUCGGCUGCUGGUGCACGGCGCGUCGGGCGCGGCGGUGGCGGUGAAGGCGGCCCAGGGCUCGGGCGGCGCGCGGGAGGCAGCCCUGCAGCGCGCGCUGCGGCACCCCCACGUGCUGCGCUGCUUGGGCGAGCGCACGCAUCUGCAACAUCACUACGUGUUCCUAGAGUACGCGCAGGGCGGCGAGCUCUUCGACAGAAUCGAGCCCGACGUGGGCAUGGACAGCGACACUGCCCGGCGCUACUGGCGCGAGACGCUGAGCGGCCUGGAGUACCUGCACGCGCGCGGCGUGGCGCACCGCGACAUCAAGCCCGAGAACCUGCUGCUCGACCACCACGACCGCGUCAAGAUCUCCGACUUUGGCCUGGCCACCGUGUUCCGCCACGGCGGCCGCGAGCGCAUGCUGUCCCGCGUGUGCGGCACCCCGCCCUACGCCGCGCCCGAGGUGCUGUCGGCCGCCCAGCGCCCCUACCGCGCCGCGCCCGCCGACCUGUGGUCCGCCGCCGUCGUGCUCGUCGCCAUGCUCGCCGGCGGUACGUACCCGCGCCGCCCCGCCCUCACCCCCGCCGCCGUCGUGCUCGUCGCCAUGCUCGCCGGCGAAUUGCCGUGGGAGCGUGCGUCGCAUUCGGACGCGCGGUACGCGGCGUGGGUGGGGGGCGCGGCGGACGGGGCGGACUCGGCGAGAGCGGGCGCGGCGGACUCUGCGAAGGCGGGCGCGCCGUGGCACAAGCUGCCGCUGCGGUGCGCGUCGCUACUGCGUGCGGCACUGCACCCCGACCCCGCGCGGCGCCCCGCUCUGGCCGACGUGCUCGCGCACCCCUGGACCAGGGACCGCACCUCAGGACCUUUGAGGGACGAACCUCGCGCGUGGUGCUCGCAGCCGUCCUGCGGCCCGGGGCCCGCCUCGCCCAACGAGCUGUCGCAGGACGACAUGGAGGCGCUGCUGUGGCACUCGCAGCCCGCGCACGCCGACGAGCUCGUGGUGGAGGCGGCCGUGUCGCAGCGGCUGGUGCGGCGCCGGACGCGCGUGUGGCUGCGCUGCGGCGCGCGCGAGGCGCUGGCGGCGCUGGAGGAGGCGGCGCGGGCGGCGGGGCUGGCGGUGCGGGCGCUGCACGUGCGCGUGCGCGUGCUGGCGGCCGCGGAGCUGCGCGUGCGCGCGUGGGCCGCGCCGCUGCCGCCGGGCCACGAGGCGCGCGCCGUGCUGGAGUUCCGCCGCUCGCGAGGAUGCGGGCUGCAGUUCAAGCGCUGCUUCCUGCGGCUCCGCGCGGCGCUGCAGCCGCUGGCCGCGCCCGCGCCCGCGCUGGGGCCCGCGCUGCCGCUCGCCGAGCCCAUGCUGCAGGACGCGGCCCCGGGGCCCGCAGAUUGAACCUGAUGUGUGCGUCAGUUGUGAUUUGAACCAAAAAUUCUGUGCCUUGCAAAGUUUUAUAUUUGUGAUAUUUCAGUACAUUGAUUUUUUUAUAAUAAAGAUAGAUGUUGAAUAAA
Messenger RNA from Bombyx mori (domestic silkworm), 2160 nucleotides. It is a transcript of the gene grp, whose product is annotated as serine/threonine-protein kinase grp. The transcript has 6 exons. Gene Ontology annotation, cellular component: cytoplasm. Lineage: Eukaryota; Metazoa; Arthropoda; Insecta; Lepidoptera; Bombycidae. The coding region runs from base 617 to 2044 and encodes 475 amino acids. The record is from RefSeq and is a predicted model, not a curated record. Gene Ontology annotation, biological process: protein phosphorylation; intracellular signal transduction. Gene Ontology annotation, molecular function: protein serine/threonine kinase activity; ATP binding.